CUGCAUUCCACCCGGACUAGUAAAUGCAUCUCGAGCGCGAUGGAGAGCUGCCGGCCGUCAAGGUUGAAGAUGUUGUCGACAUUGCGCGCGCUGCCGGAGACGUGAUCAUGGGCGUUUACUCCACAGAUCCGAAGACGUGGGAAAGUCGCUCCAAGUCCGAUGACACCCCGGUAACGAAAGCAGACGUCAUGGCAGACGAGCUCAUCUGUUCGAGGCUACGCAGCGCGUACCCUGAUAUCCCUAUAAUAUCGGAGGAGAGCGAGAAACUUCCCUACGAGGAGCGCCGAGGACACGACUAUUGCUGGGUGGUUGAUCCUUUGGAUGGAACGAAGGAAUUCGUCAAGCGCACCGGAGAUUUCGCGUUGAUGAUUGGCCUUUGCUUUCACGGGAAGCCGGUCCUCGGAGUCGUCCACGCGCCGGCACAGGAAACACCCAAGACCUAUUACGCCGCAUCCGGGCAGGGGGCGUUCGUCUUGGAAGGCGGCCGAGAGCUGUGCGGGGAGGGGCUCGGGAAGAGCAAACGCAUCAGCGCACGGACCUUUGGCGUGCGCGACUCUGGGUUGAGGCUGGCGGUGUCGAGUUCCAGGCCCCCGCGGGAGUUCAUUGCGUCAUGUGACAGUCCCGUGACAUCCAGCAUCGGUUCCGCCGCUCUCAAGGCGGUCGCAGUGGCGGACGGGACCGUCGACAUGUUCCCCUGCUUGUACUCCACAAGCGAGUGGGACACAUGCGCCCCGCAAGUCCUAGUGGAGGAAGCCGGGGGCGUCGUCCUUCCCUUGGACGGCACGGGAGACGUCGGGAUGGCCGACGUAGCAGCGCUGCAUCUGCUGUUGCGCGCCGAGAAGGCGCCGGCUGCUGCGGCCGUUUCUGCUGAGUCUGCGGCCGCCGGCGGUGAUGCUUCGGUCGGAACGAAAUCUUCGCCGACAGGCAGCGGCGAGUUGCAUCUCUCGUACAACAAGGCGGACCUUUUGAGCCCGCGUUGUGUGUUCCUCGGUCGUUGCACCACGUAAAGGCCGAUGGGUGUUUAAAGAAUGUAUCCACCUGUGCAGAUGCUUUUGUUGUUAGCACCAACUAGCAUCACUGAUGUAACUCAGUGUACUGGCUUACACAAGCUCAAAAUAUGCCCAGUUUCCAGUCGGUGUCAAUCCACUUAUUGGUGAAGAGACUUCAACACAUCCCUUUCGACUGAGGUUAUAUCUCGAACGGGUAGUCUUUCUUUGAGGUUAUGUUUGCUUAAUUAAAAAUAUGGCGCGUAUCCUUCACACGCGUGCAUGCGCAUGGUUGCGAAGGUCCGCACAGGGGGUGUUUCCCCCAUUACUUGUGUUCCUGUUGGGCAUUCCGCGUGUAACGAUUCUGGUAAGACUUGUGCUCUUGUGGGAUAGAUGAAGCACAGGCAGGCGUGGUGUGGCGGCGGUAAGCCAGCGAGGGGUGGUGUUCUAGAAUGCGAAACUGCGUGGCGCCAAAUGAUUCACCUUGCACUGUGCAUACACAAGAGAGGAAAGAGCUGGUGGUCCGUUUUCGGAUUCCAAAUUGAAAUGGGACCCGAUGGAACAGGUGUGGACUAGAAGUCUUCUUGUCGGUCUUUUCAUAGUCUUUCGUGUGUUUCGUCGAAGAUGGGUAGGAACGACGCCCAAUGAAGAC
Molecule: messenger RNA, 1638 nt
Organism: Ectocarpus sp. CCAP 1310/34
Lineage: Eukaryota; Phaeophyceae; Ectocarpales; Ectocarpaceae
Source: the annotation of a GenBank genome assembly